This is a messenger RNA of Magnolia sinica, 1403 nucleotides long. RefSeq names its product protein STRICTOSIDINE SYNTHASE-LIKE 13. The transcript is spliced from 4 exons. Lineage: Eukaryota; Viridiplantae; Streptophyta; Magnoliopsida; Magnoliales; Magnoliaceae. Gene Ontology annotation, biological process: biosynthetic process. The coding region runs from base 23 to 1243 and encodes 406 amino acids. The record is from RefSeq and is a predicted model, not a curated record. Gene Ontology annotation, molecular function: strictosidine synthase activity.
ACAGGACCCAAGUGCCAAACUCAUGGAAAAGAAAGGCUCAUUUAGGGAUGAUAGAGUGUCACAACACCCUUUUCUUUUUCUCUUGAUUCUGGGCCUGGGCCUGAUUUUUAUGGACCCAUUUCAUCUGGGCCCGUUGGGCAGCCAAAACUACAGGCCUGUUAGGCAUGACAUCGCGCCAUACAGGCUAGUCAUGGAACACUGGCCUAGGGAUAACCAGAGCCGGUUGAAAGAAGGGAAGUUGGAAUUUGUAGGUGAGGUCUACGGGCCAGAGUCGUUGGAGUUCGAUCUUGAGGGGAGGGGGCCUUACACAGGGUUGGCCGAUGGGCGCAUUGUGAGAUGGAUGGGCGACGAGGAUGGAUGGGAGACGUUCGCUCUUGUGACACCUACCUGGUCAAAGAGACCUUGUUCCAAUGGCAUUAAUUCAACCACCUCCAAGCAAUCCAAACACGAGCAGCAUUGUGGCCGCCCUCUCGGCCUAAGGUUCGAUAGGAGGACUGGAGAUCUCUACAUAGCCGACGCUUACUACGGCCUCUUGGUCAUCAGGCCAAAUGGAGGGAUCGCCAGUCAACUGGCAACGCAUGCAGGAGGAAAGCCGAUCCUCUUCGCAAAUGACUUGGACGUCCAUAGUAAUGGCUCCAUUUUUUUCACAGACACUAGCAUGAGAUACAACAGAUUGAAUCACUUCUUUAUACUGUUGGAAGGAGAAGCCACUGGAAGGCUGCUUAGAUAUGAUCCAUUUUCCAAAACUACUCAUGUUGUUCUACAUGGUUUGGCUUUUCCAAAUGGAGUACAGAUUUCCAAGGAUCAAACCUUUCUCCUAUUCACAGAGACCACUAACUGUAGGGUAAUGAGAUAUUGGCUAGAGGGCCCUAGGAGUGGAGAAGUGGAGAUUUUUGCAAACCUGCCAGGGUUUCCAGAUAACAUACGAUUGAACGACAAGGGUCAGUUUUGGGUAGCGAUUGACUGCUGUCGGACCCCGGUUCAAGAGGUCAUGUCCCACAAUCCAUGGCUAAGAAGCAUCUACUUCAGACUUCCCCUAAAGCUGAAUUACUUGGCAAGGAUGAUGGCAAUGAAGAUGUACACAGUCAUCUCGCUCUUCAAUGAAAAAGGAGAGAUUCUAGAGGUCCUUGAAGAUCGAAGAGGUGAAGUGAUGAAACUAGUGAGUGAAGUUAAAGAGGUAGAUGGUAAGCUAUGGAUUGGCACAGUAGCUCAUAACCACAUUGCCACUCUCCCUUACCCUUAGGAUUGCAAUCCAUGCAACCCAUGUGUUCUCCGAGUGAUCUUUGGAGUAAUUCUAGGAAUUUGAUGGUGCAUCUUGGUAUUUAAUCUGUGUAACUUUUGUGACGUGUUCUAUGACCUAGCCUUUGUAGCUGAUGGAUUUGAUGAUGCAACUUGGUAUUUUA